Microplitis demolitor is the source of this 985-nucleotide messenger RNA. RefSeq lists its product as uncharacterized. Bases 125 to 970 code for a protein of 281 amino acids. The transcript has 3 exons. NCBI's taxonomy places the organism in Eukaryota, Metazoa, Arthropoda, Insecta, Hymenoptera, Braconidae. The record is from RefSeq and is a predicted model, not a curated record.
ACCACAAGGAGGAGCUGUUUACGAAACCGGUAAUUUACAUGGUAUCCUUACUGCUGUUCAUGAGUUAGGUCACGUCUUUGGUGCAAAUCACGAUGAAAGUGGGCCUUGUUCUACUCGUUCGAUAAUGGCACCUAUUGAGUCUCCAUCCAAUGAAGUAUGGUCACAAUGUUCAAUAAAUGAUUUUCAUAAUAACCUUAGAGAUCGAGAUUUUUCAUGCAUGUACAAUCAACCUGCUUUUGAUAAUGGUGCUGGUAAUGGUAACAACAAUCCACCAACCAUCAACACUCCGAUACCUCAUGAUCCUAAUAAUAACAACAAUCAAGCACCAACAGUGUUCCACGUCGAAAUCACCGACGAUAGAGACCAGUUAACUGUUGGUUUGAAAGAUUUUUCACAGAACCGCAAAAUAGAGAUUUACUACCAGCAUAAUAAACUAGUGAUAACCCAACGGGACACCGACUAUUCGUCAACAUCAACUGGCUACAAGCAAGACCUUCAAAUUCGUGUGGCUGAUAAUAGGAUGAUUACACUGGAUCCAUCAGAAAUAAAUCCAUCAAAAUUGAUAUAUAUUUACCACGAUAAUGGAUACAUUUACGUUUAUCAAGGUAGUAAACCUGGAAGUGACAGAAAUUAUGUACCUCAACCACCAGAUAAUGACAAUUCAGGAGGAUCUGAUCAUUGGCCGUGGGGACAUCAGUAUGCAUUUUGUUUUGGCAGAUCGCAUUUUCAAUUAAACAAAUUGGUAUCGAUAAAUUUCAGGAAUAAUAAACUAUAUGUAUCACAGCGUAAUGUUCCAAAUAAUCAGUACGUAAAUAGCCCACCUCCACCUUCUGACUUAGAGUACACUGGAUCUGAUACGAAGGCUAUAUAUAUUGUUCCUAGUAGUAUAAAACCUAAUACAGAACUUUGUGCAUGGCAAGCUAAUGGUCUGAUAUAUGUUAGAACUCGAAAUAUGAAUUCUGCACAUUAAAAAUAUUGUAGGUCU